Molecule: messenger RNA, 1320 nt
Organism: Olea europaea var. sylvestris
Lineage: Eukaryota; Viridiplantae; Streptophyta; Magnoliopsida; Lamiales; Oleaceae
Exons: 4
Coding region: 1-1320 (439 amino acids)
Source: RefSeq, a predicted model, not a curated record
AUGCGCAGACGUUACUUCGAAGAGCUGGGAAUUAGGACUACAAAGUCAGUGUCAUCUAUUCAACAACCUCCCAAAUUGGAGCUCAAGCAACUGCCACCACACCUUCGAUAUGCUUACCUGGGGAAAUCUUCUACACUACCGGUUAUUAUUUCAAGUACUGUCAGUAAGGUGGAGGAAGAAAAACUACUUCGGGUACUAAGGGAGAAUAAAACAGCCAUUGAAUGGUCGAUUGCAGAUAUCAAGGGGAUCAACUCGUCGCUAUGCAUGCACAAAAUAUUCAUGGAGGAAAAAUUCAAACCAAACAUUGAUGAUAGUGCAUGGAUCAGUGCAGUACAAGUUGGUCCCAAGAAAGGGGGUAUCACAGUGAUAGAAAACGAGAAAAAUGAGUUGAUUCCUACACGGAUAGUGACUGGAUGGAAAGUUUGCAUCGAUUAUUGCAAGCUAAAUGCUGCUACUAGAAAGGAUCACUUCUCACUACCGUUCAUUGAUCAGAUACUGGAGAGACUAGUAGGGCAUUCGCAUUAUUGUUUUAUGGAUAGGUAUUCUGGGUAUAAUCAGAUUCCACGCUGCAUGAUAGCUAUCUUCUCAGAUAUGAUUGAGAAAUUCAUCGAGGUAUUCAUGAACGACUUCUCAGUGUUCGAGUCUUCGUUUGAUGAGUGCUUGGAGCAUUUGAGUCUUGUGCUACAGCGGUGUACAGAGACUAACUUGGAAUCCACAUUUGAGUUCAUGGAUGAGUGUCUGCUGGUUUUUAACACCUUGAAGGAGAAGUUGAUUUCAGCACCCGUGAUCAUUACAUCGGAUUGGAAUCUGUCAUUUGAAUUAAUGUGCAACGCCAGUGAUUUUGCUGUUGGGACCGUCUUGGGACAACGAAGAAAUAAGAUAUUUCACGUGAUUUACUAUGCAAGUAAGACCUUAAACAAUGCUCAACUAAAUUAUGUCACUACAGAGAAAGAGCUCCUGGCCGUUGUCUACGCCUUUGACAAAUUUCGAUCAUAUCUUGUGGGGUCAAAGGUCAUAGUUUACAUAGAUCAUGUUGCCAUCAAGUACUUAAUGGAAAAGAAGGAUGCAAAGCCACCUCUCAUUUGUUGGAUACUGUUGUUUCAAGAGUUUGACUUGGAAAUCAGGGAUAAGAAGGGCAGUGAAAACGUGGUGGCGGACCACUUAUCUCGACUCGAGGCCACAGAACAGACAGAGACAGUGGAAAUCAACGAAGUCUUCCCAGAUGAACAGAUUUUUGGUAUGGAAGAGGCACCCUUGUAUGCGGACAUAGUUAACUACUUGGCCAGGUCUAUCAUGCCGCCUGAUUACUCCAGUCACUAG